AGGAAUCUGCCUUUCAUGCGUGAAUUGAGGUACCUGUUUGCACUUCUAGUUGGUUCAAAGAGAAAAUAUGUUGAUCCAUCAAGGGCAGUUGAAAUCCUUAAAGAUGCUUUUAAAUCAAAUGAUUCCCAACAGCAAGAUGUUAGUGAAUUUACACACAAAUUAUUAGAUUGGCUAGAAGAUGCCUUCCAAAUUAAAGCUGAAGAAGAGAGGGAUGGAGAGAAACCAAAGAACCCAAUGGUGGAGUUGUUUUAUGGACGAUUUCUCGCAGUAGGUGUACUUGAAGGUAAAAAGUUUGAAAACACAGAAAUGUUUGGCCAGUAUCCACUACAGGUUAAUGGCUUUAAAGAUCUGCAUGAGUGCCUAGAAGCUGCAAUGAUUGAAGGGGAAAUUGAAUCUCUCCAUUCAGAAAACUCUGCAAAGUCUGGUCAGGAGCACUGGUUCACAGAGCUUCCUCCUGUCUUAACUUUUGAGCUAUCAAGAUUUGAGUUUAAUCAGGCUUUGGGGAGACCAGAGAAGAUACACAACAAAUUAGAAUUUCCUCCAAUUUUGUAUCUAGACAGGUAUAUGCACAAAAACAGAGAAAUAACAAGAAUUAAGCGAGAUGAAAUCAAGAGACUCAAAGAGUACCUCACAGUUUUACAGCAGAGAUUAGAACGAUAUUUAAGCUAUGGUUCUGGUCCUAAACGAUUCCCCUUGGUAGAUGUCCUGCAGUAUGCCCUGGAGUUUGCCUCCAGCAAGCCGGUGUGCACGUCCCCUGUGGAUGACCUGGGUGCCAGUGCCCCCGCCAGCAGCACACUGCCACCACAGAUCCCUCCCAGCACAAUAGAGCAGCAAGGGCCUUCAUCAUCAGAUGUCCCAAGCACAUCUCCUGUACAAAGAUCAGUAAUACAUAAACCAUUCACACAAUCACGGAUUCCCCCUGACCUGCCCAUGCAUCCUGCCCCGAGGCACAUCACAGAGGAGGAGCUCUCUGUCCUGGAGGGCUGUUUGCAUCGCUGGAGGACUGAAGUAGAGAAUGACACAAGAGAUUUACAAGAAAGUAUAUCUAGAAUACAUCGGACAAUUGAAUUGAUGUACUCUGACAAAACAAUGGUCCAAGUACCUUAUAGGUUGCAUGCUGUCCUAGUUCAUGAGGGUCAAGCAAAUGCAGGACACUACUGGGCAUAUAUUUAUGACCACCACCAGAACAGAUGGAUGAAAUAUAAUGAUAUUUCUGUGACAAAGUCAACCUGGGAAGAGUUGGAACGGGACUCUUUUGGUGGUUACAGGAAUGCCAGUGCAUAUUGUUUAAUGUAUAUCAAUGACAAGGAGCAGUACUUGAUACAAGAGGAGUUUAACAAAGAAACGGGGCAGAUUCUUGUUGGAAUGGACACGCUGCCUUCUGAUCUAAGGGAUUAUGUCAAGGAAGACAAUAAACGUUUUGAAAAAGAACUUGAAGAGUGGGAUGCAGAACUUGCUCAGAAAGCACAGCAGGAGAAAUUGUUAUCUCAGAUACCCAGGGCACCAGCACCCUCACCUGCUCCAGUUCAAGCAGGAGAACCAGAGUAUUUAGAGCAGCCAUCAAGAGCUGAUAUUUCAAAGCACUUAAAAGAAGAUUCUGUUCAAGCAAUCAAUAAAGCUUUAGCUGAACAAGAAGAUAGAGGUCCAGAAGCUAUAAUGGAUACGAGCUCUGAUAAUGCCCCAGCUCAAGCAGCUCCUACCCAGCGAGUGGUAGAGGUGGCGAUCCCUGAUGUAGGGACUUUUGUGAUUGAGUCAGAGGAGGGGGGUUAUGACGAUGAGGUCAUGCUGACCCCGAACAUGCAAGGUAUUAUCAUGGCUAUAGGUAAAGCCAGGAAUGUUUAUGACAGGUGUGGGCCAGAAGCAGGGUUCUUUAAGGCAAUUAAAUUGGAAUACACACGUCUGCUAAAAUUAGCUCAGGAAGAUCCACCACCUGAAUGUGAUUAUCGUUUGCGUCAUGCAGUUGUUUACUUCAUCCAAAACCAGGCACCAAAGAAGAUAAUUGAGAGAACAUUACUGGAGCAGUUUGGAGAUCACAAUCUCAGUUUUGAUGAAAGGUGCCGUAACAUAAUGAAGGUUGCUCAGGCCAAACUUGAAAUGAUAAAGCCAGAUGAAGUAAACAUGGAGGAAUAUGAGAGAUGGCAUCAAGACUAUAGACAUUUCAGGGAAACAACCAUGUUUCUCAUGGUAGGAUUGGAGUUUUUCCAAAAGAAGAGUUACAUGGAAGCCUUGCUGUACCUUAUCUAUGCUUACCAGAAUAACAAAGAACUCUUGUCCAAAGGCCCGUACAGAGGGCACGACGAAGAGCUGAUAUCUCACUACAGACGAGAGUGUUUGCUAAAACUAAAUGAACAUGCUGCAGCACUGUUUGAAUCAGGAGAUGAUCAGGAAGUAAACAAUGGCCUGAUCAUAAUGAACGAGCUUAUUGUCCCGUGUUUGCCAUUACUACUUGUGGAUGAAAUGGAAGAGAAAGAUAUUGUUGCUGUGGAAGAUAUGAGAAACCGCUGGUGUUCCUAUCUUGGACAAGAAAUGGAACCCAACUUGCAAGAAAAACUGACAGAUUUCCUGCCAAAACUGCUAGAUUGUUCUACAGAGAUUAAAGGUUUCAAUGACCCGCCAAAGUUACCCUCCUACUCCACACAUGAACUGUGUGAAAGAUACGCCCGAAUCAUGUUGUCACUCAGUCGAACUCCAGCCGAUGGGAGAUAAAUUCUGCAGACCUUC
Cinclus cinclus is the source of this 2721-nucleotide messenger RNA. It is a transcript of the gene USP25, whose product is annotated as ubiquitin specific peptidase 25. Gene Ontology annotation, molecular function: cysteine-type deubiquitinase activity; cysteine-type endopeptidase activity. Gene Ontology annotation, cellular component: cytosol; nucleus. The record is from RefSeq and is a predicted model, not a curated record. Bases 16 to 2706 code for a protein of 896 amino acids. Lineage: Eukaryota; Metazoa; Chordata; Aves; Passeriformes; Cinclidae. Gene Ontology annotation, biological process: regulation of protein stability; protein deubiquitination. The transcript has 20 exons.